AGGGGCUCACUUCGGGAGAUGUGAAAAAAGAUAGUGAGGCUCUUGGAGGUCGUCUUAUAAGAAGGAUUCAAAACUAUCAGACGAGUUUACUGUCGUUCGCGCGGCAGCACGGCAGUAAGAAACUUGGAAACAUCUAGGAACAUCUGUUAAGUCUCAAAGAAACUCUGCCAUAACAAUGUUGAGCUGGGCUCUAGUUUCACUCUUUCUGGUGUCAGCGACUACCAUACGAGCCUCCCCAACUCCCGAUGGCAGUGUAGGCAUAGAUGUCGGCGCCUCCUUUGACACUUCAGCAGACUUGAGUGCUGACAUUGGUUUUGAUGUAACGAUCGAAGCUCAGAUCAGCGGAAGUGACGACUCUUCAGUUUACCAAGGACCCAUCGAAUGGGAUGAUGACUGUGACUGUCGUCUGGAUGACAAUGACUACUAUGAUGACAUCUUAUACAUUGCAAGAAGGUACCAAGAUUUCCUUGCUGUAAGAGAUUUCCAAAGUUUCGCUGAGAAAGAAGUGGAUGCAGUCCGAAGACAUUUGUUCAACCACGGCUCAGACAACGAAACUACUCUUUUUGAAAAUGAACGUGCAUUCCAAAGAUUGCGUCUGAGGCCAAGAGUUUUGCGAGGUGUUGGUGUUCGUGACACUACAACUCAAAUCUUAGGAGAUGAUUGUUCUUUCCCACUUGGAUUGGUUUCUUACGGUGUAAUGGAGUACGCUGAUCCAGAUGGUGAAAUAGGAAUAGCCAGAGCGGCGGAGUGCGAGGGUGUUCCGUACAUCGUUAGCGCCUUCUCCAGUACAGAUCUGGAGGAAAUAUCAUUGAGAGCUCCUCAUGCCAACCUGUGGAUGGAAACCUUCAUAUUUUUCGAUAGAAGCAUCAUUCAAAGCAUCAUAGAAAGAGCAGAGGCAGCAGGAUACAGAGCCAUUGUUGUCUCAGUUGAUCGGCCUGUUUUUCCAAAUCUUGUACAAUCUUCCCAUGAUCAUCUCGUCCUGCCUGAGUAUAUUCGUGUGCCUAACAUCGAAAACGAUUUAUCUAACGAAGGGUUCGAACAUCUGGAUGCCGUAGAAGAAAAUUUCAUUGACGCCGAUUUCGGUGGUAACAACAGAAACUACUUCCGCCGCCACCACGUGCUGUCCAACAUUGAACUCGUAAAAGGCAGAGGCUACUUCAAAACGACCAAGGUCGACCAGAAAUAUGAAAGAUACGAGAGGUGCAUCGGUUCAUUCCUCUACUCAGAAUACUACAACUAUAUAGUGAAUCCAGAAGCAAGUUGGGAAGAUCUUAGGUGGAUCACGACACUGACUGAUCUGCCAAUCGUUGUUCGAGGCAUCCUGACUGGGUGCGAUGCCGUCAGAGCCGUUGAAAACGGCGUCAGUGCUAUUAUUGUUAGCAACAGUGGUGGCCAAACAGUUGACACAGCCCCAGCUGCAAUUGAAGCUCUUGCCGAAGUUCUGGAAGCUGUAGAUGUGUACCAAAACAUCGAGGUGUACCUGGAGGGAGGAGUGCGAUGGGGAACUGACAUUUUCAAGGCCCUAGCAAUGGGAGCCGACGCAGUUUUCAUCAACAAACCUGUCACUUGGGGCCUGUUUCAUAGCGGUAAAUGUGGAGUCAGAAGAAUCGUUCAACUACUCCGAGCUGAGUUUGACAGAGACAUGGCCUUUAUGGGAACGAAACAUGUAACUGAAAUCACAUCUACCAUGGUGGUCAGCGAGAAUUAUUUCCGCAACAGAUAUAAGCCCGAUGAUGUAGAUGCAAGAAACACGGUCCGUGAAGAUCAACUUGAGUGCCCAUUCGGCUACGACUACGACGAGGGUUACCAGCAAGAUCUCGCAGACGUAAAUGAUCUUAAUUUGAUCAAGAGAAACGGAAAAUUCCGCACAUAUCUUUAGGUGAAACACUGAGUUUCACGAACUAAAACGUCUCUGUAGAGACAGAAACUACCCAAGUGUCGUCAUUUCAAAGCAAACAAGCAAAAAAACAUUCUUAAUUAAUCUGCACUUCUGAUGAUGUAAAUCAGACAAACACUUCUCGAGCUUUAACUACAAAAUUAUUUAAGGCAUACUUUAAAAAUGUUAACAAGCAGGAGUUGAAAAAAAAAAGAAAAAAAAAAAGAACCUGCUAAGUUUCAUGUGAAUUCUUGCUACAAUUACUGAAAUUUGUAUUAUAAAUAAACCUAUCAUUUUAUGGAUUCUGCGAAUAUGUUUUACAGAAUAAAGACAUUUUGAAUUUAAA
Uloborus diversus is the source of this 2222-nucleotide messenger RNA. RefSeq names its product 2-Hydroxyacid oxidase 1-like. Gene Ontology annotation, molecular function: oxidoreductase activity; FMN binding. The record is from RefSeq and is a predicted model, not a curated record. Lineage: Eukaryota; Metazoa; Arthropoda; Arachnida; Araneae; Uloboridae. Bases 176 to 1879 code for a protein of 567 amino acids. The transcript is spliced from 11 exons.